AGAUUACUUCCGGUGUACAUUCGAGAAACGGGAAACGACACUCGCGUGCUCAUGUUAAUCUUUUUUUAACAAGUAAACUGAACUAUCGCGAAAUUUUGGUUAAUUAUCGACUGAAGUUCCUCCAGGCUUCAUCUGUACAUUACUGACAGGAAAAUAUGGCCAAAUGGGGAGAAGGCGAUCCAAGGUGGAUUGUUGAAGAGCGGCCCGACGCAACAAACGUAAACAACUGGCAUUGUAUGUUAUUAAAUUUAUCUAAAAAUUUAAGGGUGGAAAAAAAUGCCUCGACUUGGUCUAAAGACAAGUUAAAAGAAUUGUUAGUUGGGUUAAAGGUUAAAGAUGGUACAGGAGAAUGUGAAAUAAAGGAAUUAUCAAAGAUAGAAGGCGAGGCAUCAGCUAAUAACAGGAAAGCCAAAUUGAUAUUUUUUUAUGAGUGGGAAAUCAGUGGAAAAUGGUCAGGUUUUAUAGAUGAAACAGAAACAACAUAUAAAGGAGAGUUUGAAAUACCUAAUCUUAGUGAAGAAAAUGAUCCUGAUGAGAUAGAGAUUCGUGUAACAUGUGAUAAUACGUCUGAUGAAGCAUAUAAAGUUAAAGAAAUAAUGAGAAGGACUGGAACACCCAUAAUACAAGCACAGAUAGCUAAAUAUAUCAAAGAUCUUAGAGAAGAAUAUAGUCAAGGAAUUGUCUUGCCAACUAAAACAUUGGGAGGAACAACUAAAAUAACAGAUAAUAAUAUCGGCACGGAGAAUAUUGCUAAGAAAGAAAUGAAUAAAAUAAUUCAUAAGAAAGCAGAUUCAAAAGAUACAGGCACAAAAAUACGAACAAAAACAUUGAAAUCAAAAGAAGAAUUUAAAUGUCGAGCAUCUGAUUUAUAUAGAGCAUUAACUGAUCCUGGGAUGGUUUCAGCUUUCACAGGAGCAACAGCUAUAGUCGAAGCAGAAAAGGGAGGUAAAUUUUCUUUAAAUGGUGGAAAUAUAAGUGGAGAAUUUAUUGAAUUGAUUCCUAAUAAAAAGUUAGUUAAAAAAUGGCGUGUGAAAUCGUGGCCAGAUGAACAUUAUUCUACUGUGACGAUAGAAUUAACGGAAAAAGAAGACUGUACCGAUUUACAUAUACAACAAGUAGGAAUUCCUGAUGCUGAUUAUGAUAGAACUGUUCAAGGCUGGCAAAAUCAUUUUUGGGAGCGCAUAAAACAAGCGUUUGGAUUUGGAGUGCGCUUAUUUUGACACAUAUGAGAUAUUUUAGGUUAUUUAUCAUCGGCUGAAAACUGUGGAACAAUCCAUUCAUCAUGUGAUCACAUCUCGUUGUUUUAUUGGCUAUUGAAACAGUCAACUACAGAUGUGAAAAAUACGAAAGAAAGAUGUGAAAAAAUUUGUGAAUUCAGUAAAGUGAAAAAUAUUUAUUGUAGACAGAUAUUUGCUUGAAAACUAAUCUUUUCACAUUGUAUACAACAUUAUUCCAUAUUUUUCACACUUCAAUAUUAAGAAUAUGUGUGUGUUCUGAAGUGGACUUCAAUAAAAUCUUUUAUUAAAAUUAAAAGGGCAUUUAUUACAGCUUUUAUCAUUGAUGUCUAAAGAUUGGAUGACGAGGACUGCAAAUUCUAGUUUCAUUUUUCAAUAUAAACAAAAAGAACAAAACUAUCAAAUGUUUGUCUCAAAAUACGUGAUUAGUAGAGACCAAUGUCCAUUAAAUGACAGCAACAAAAUAUACGGUUUUAUGGCAAAUUUCCAUCAUGCUUGUCCCAUCUUCAUUAUUCUACUCGGUUAAGGUGUGCGUGUUGCAUCAUGAGGUCUUUCAUUGAGUCAGGUGGCAUGGUUUCGAUUCCCCACUUGUACGUGAAAAAAAGUAAGGUCGCCUGUCCAACAACAUGGGUUUUCUCCCCACUCCCACCCCUUGUUGCAACUGUCCCACAAUGCUACUGCGCAUCACAAAAGAGAAUCUCUGCUGUUUUUAUGGGGUUGUGUUGAACCGUGCUCAGUGAAUAUAGGUCUACAGAACUGCCAUUUACUUCAUGGUUAAAACUAUCAUUUUUAGUUAUAGUACUUUGGAAGCUGUCACAUUUUUGGGACAUUGAACGUUAAGAUAGCAGCGUACAGGGUUAUUUUACAAUAGAAAGUUUUGAGACCACCCUGCUAAGCUAAUUUAAUUUUUAGAUCUCAAGAAUCUUGAUGAAGCAAAAGCCAUUCCUGUCACGAGAACAAUGUUUUGUUUAAUAUUUCAAAACUCAAAAAAUUAGAAGUAAAAGCUUUUGUGAAAAGAGCAUAAAGAAAAGAAAAAAAAACAAAAAAACAUUUGACCGGUGUUCCUGAAGAACAAAAAUUAAAGUAGUUUGGCAAUUUCAUAAUUAAUGUAUCUCAAGGUCUGUCAUUGAGUCAAAUGGCAUAGUUUCAAUUCCCCGGUUGUACGCAACGAUGGGUAGGGUCGCCUGUCCAACCUCGUUGGUUUUCUGCGGGUCCUCAGGUUUCCUCCCACUGCUAAAGACCCCUACGCACAAGCGAAUUAUUGAAAUAAAAUUAAACCAUAUGUUAGUCCUGAAAUGAUCUAGUCUGUAUCAGGAGACCUUAAACUACAUUUCUCUCUCUCUCCCAUAAUUAAUGAUGACUUUCAGGUACACGUAUCUCAGAAAUUGUUUGUUCUGAUAUGCCAUGAUUGCAUUUUAUAUUUAAUGUAUGUUUAUAUGAGAAUCUAUAUUUGUUAAAAAUAUGUGUGUUUUGUUGAGAAAUCAUAUUAUUUAAAUUAUUUUAAGCUUUGUAUUCUGGGCAUUAAUGCUGGCUUGACCACGAUACUGACAUUUGUAACAAUCCCAAAUUUAUUUAGGAUACUUUGGGACACCUCUCUCAAAUCAAAGUUCUUCGUCUGAAAUAUCCUCAAGUCAUUUAUGUUGAAUAAAUAAUAGUUAUUUCAUUUUGCUCAUUGAAAGAGCAUUCAAGUCAAAAUUUGGAAAAUGGACGUAACAUGUUACAUGUAAUUUAAGCAUCUUCUGAAUUCAGAUAUUCUUUCACUUCCACAAAGGAAGUUAAAAGAGGAGUUUUUAGCAAUUUAUGAAUAUACCAGGCCCUGAUUUCACAAAGCAUUCUCAGACUUAAGAAUAAUUUCAAGUUGAGUACAGUAUUAUUACUUUCAUUGUAUUCAGUUAGAGGACAUAGCAGGGUUAUAUUUACAAAUAUUUUUCCAAAAAUUGUAAUUUUUAUUAAAAUCUUUGAUGACUUGGCCAUAAGGAAUACUUGACUGUUGGUUGGUGUAUGGUUCAUUGCCUGGCAACCUAUGUUUCGGUAUUGUCACUUAAUAAGAACCGGAAAUGCAUGUAUUUAAAACUAUUAAAACCAUGUUUUUUUCUCACUACUUAUUUUGCUGCAUUAUGAUGGAUGAUGUCAAUUUUAAACCACCAUGGGCUGUUUGCUUUUCCCGAACUGAAUUCAAAGUCAUAUAUUACAAAACCAAAAUGUUAAUUUUAGGAUCUUAUUAACAAACAAAUUGUAAAGAACUAAGUAAUAGAUAAUGAAUGUCAAAUAUAGUGAAAUACAAACAUUCAGUGUGAAAUUAAGAAUUGCUGAAGUGUAAAAUGAAGAAUUGCUGAAGUGUGAAAUGAAGAACUGCUGAAGUAUGACUUUACAAAAAGUAAAUGGAUGAGCAAACAGCCCACAAUUGUACAUGUGAUAUGAAGUUUUGUUAGUUUUGGUGAUAAAAUUUAUGGAUUUGUAAA
This is a messenger RNA of Patella vulgata (common limpet), 3697 nucleotides long. RefSeq names its product activator of 90 kDa heat shock protein ATPase homolog 1. The coding region runs from base 156 to 1220 and encodes 354 amino acids. Gene Ontology annotation, biological process: protein folding; positive regulation of ATP-dependent activity. NCBI's taxonomy places the organism in Eukaryota, Metazoa, Mollusca, Gastropoda, Patellidae. Gene Ontology annotation, cellular component: cytosol. The transcript has 9 exons. Gene Ontology annotation, molecular function: protein-folding chaperone binding; ATPase activator activity. The record is from RefSeq and is a predicted model, not a curated record.